CCCCUCCCCACCCACACGUACCCAGGUGCCAAGAGCCUCAGCCGUGGGGGAGGUGGAGGUCAGUGGGACCAGGCUGAGCCGAUUACCGGGCAGAGGGGGAGGAAUAUUUGGCCCCCGGCGCGCGGGGGGAGGGGCGUGGGACUUGAGAAUAGCUCAGCCCCUCCCCCACGCAUCUCUUCCCUCGUCGAGGGCUCUGCCGCGCCCCCAUCCCUCGCGACCCGAACCCCAAAAGGAAUGCUGGGAGUGGACCUGGGGGCGUCGCGGCGGGGCGGGGUGCACGAGGGCUCUCAGGCCCCUCCUGAAGCUGGCCCGCUGAUGUCACUCGCAGUUGUGAGCGGCCGCCUUUCCCGGGGACAAUGUGGGACUGAGCGGCCCAGCCGCCGCGCCGCCGCCGCCGCCGCCGCAGGACAGCCCCAGCGAGAGCCGGCCAGGCCGCAGCGUGGACACUGUCCCAGGCCGCUGUGGCCCCAGCCCCGCCUGACAGGAUGAGCGGCUCAGACGCGGGGCUGGAGGAAGAGCCGGAGCUCAGCAUCACCCUCACGCUGCGGAUGCUGAUGCACGGGAAGGAGGUGGGCAGUAUAAUCGGGAAGAAGGGAGAGACUGUAAAGCGGAUCAGGGAGCAGAGCAGUGCCCGGAUCACCAUCUCCGAGGGCUCCUGCCCCGAGCGCAUCACCACCAUCACCGGCUCCACAGCCGCCGUCUUCCACGCUGUCUCCAUGAUCGCCUUCAAGCUGGAUGAGGACCUCUGUGCUGCUCCUGCAAAUGGUGGGAACGUCUCCAGGCCUCCCGUGACCCUACGCCUCGUCAUCCCUGCCAGCCAGUGUGGCUCGCUGAUCGGGAAGGCGGGCACCAAGAUCAAGGAGAUCCGAGAGACCACGGGUGCUCAGGUGCAGGUGGCGGGGGACUUGCUCCCCAAUUCCACAGAGCGUGCUGUCACCGUGUCUGGGGUGCCUGAUGCCAUUAUCCUGUGUGUGCGGCAGAUCUGUGCUGUUAUCCUGGAGUCCCCACCCAAAGGAGCCACCAUCCCCUACCAUCCAAGCCUCUCCCUGGGUACGGUCCUCCUGUCUGCCAACCAGGGCUUUCCUGUCCAGGGUCAAUAUGGGGCUGUGACCCCAGCUGAGGUCACCAAGCUCCAGCAGCUCUCAGGCCACGCAGUCCCCUUUGCCUCCCCUAGCGUGGUGCCAGGACUGGAUCCUGGCACACAGACCAGUUCGCAGGAAUUCCUGGUUCCCAAUGACCUGAUCGGCUGUGUGAUCGGGCGCCAGGGCAGCAAGAUCAGCGAGAUCCGGCAGAUGUCAGGGGCCCACAUCAAGAUCGGGAAUCAAGCCGAGGGCGCUGGCGAGCGGCAUGUGACCAUCACCGGCUCGCCCGUCUCUAUCGCCCUGGCCCAGUACCUCAUCACUGCCUGUCUAGAGACGGCCAAGUCUACCUCUGGGGGGACGCCUGGCUCAACCCCCGCAGACCUGUCCGCCCCCUUCUCGCCGCCCCUGACGGCCCUGCCCACGGCUCCUCCAGGCCUGCUGGGCACGCCCUACGCCAUCUCCCUCUCCAACUUCAUCGGCCUCAAGCCUGUGCCCUUCUUGGCUCUACCGCCCGCCUCCCCAGGGCCACCGCCGGGCUUGGCGGCCUACACUGCCAAGAUGGCCGCGGCCAAUGGGAGCAAGAAAGCCGAGCGGCAGAAAUUCUCCCCCUACUGAGGCCGCCGGAGCCACAGGCAGGGGCAGGUGGGACCGCCAGCUGGGGGGCUGCCCUGGCACCCUGCCUGCCCCAGGAGACUCCACCCAGGGCUCCCAGAUGCCGCUAACGCCAGACGCAUGGAUGCACUCCCUCCCCUGCCUGGGUCUGUGCGAUUCCUUCUCCCACAGCAGGUGCAGUUCCUGGCCCAGGGCUCCGAGAGCUGUGGCAGCCCCAGGGCAGGGGCCCCCAUCCCCUCAGCUCUGUGCUCGGAUGCAGGGAGCAGCCAGGGGCCUCUCUGGUGCCCCCACCACGGUGGGGUCACUCCUGCACACCCCACCCCUCUGGGCUUCCGGCCUCCUGCCUGCUGUGUGGGGCUCAGGGAGGAGAGCGUGGGGGUGGCUGGAGCCGUGCUUCUGUUCCCGCCUUCUGCGGGUCCCUGCUGCUCCCCCCGCGCCCUGUGACUGGAAUGGACUGGCUGGGCUUGCCUUUGGGCAGCCCAGGGAGGGGGCUCUGCUGGGAGCUGGGGCAGUGGCAUGGGGGCAGGGGCCCAGUUCUGAGCAGCAGACACUGUACAGUUUUUUUCAAUCCCUGUUUUUGAAUAAACAUUCUCAGCGACCAGGAA
Molecule: messenger RNA, 2299 nt
Organism: Oryctolagus cuniculus (rabbit)
Lineage: Eukaryota; Metazoa; Chordata; Mammalia; Lagomorpha; Leporidae
Gene: PCBP4
Product: poly(rC) binding protein 4
Molecular function (GO): RNA binding
Source: RefSeq, a predicted model, not a curated record